Molecule: messenger RNA, 2215 nt
Organism: Spea bombifrons (plains spadefoot toad)
Lineage: Eukaryota; Metazoa; Chordata; Amphibia; Anura; Pelobatidae
Gene: FBLN1
Product: fibulin 1
Exons: 15
Coding region: 97-2133 (678 amino acids)
Biological process (GO): extracellular matrix organization
Cellular component (GO): extracellular region
Molecular function (GO): calcium ion binding; peptidase activator activity
Source: RefSeq, a predicted model, not a curated record
CUCUCCCUGCCUCCAUCAAAGGGAUCCUUCCAAUCCCUCCUUCCUCCAGAUCUGAGUGCAGGAGUGUCCCCUAAGGUCCGCUCUCCAGCACUGAGGAUGGGGUCUCCGCGCACGAUGCUGCUUUUAGCGCUGUUACCCCUGUUCCUGCACAGAGUUUCUGCCCAGGUCACGGUGGAUUCCUGCUGCACCAGCGGAUACGAGUGGGCGACCCAGAAAAGGGAGUGCGGCAGCCUGCCCGUCAUCUCAGAUGACAAGGAAUGUCGAAUAACCCAGGAGCAGUGCUGUAUUAACCAGUUGGAGGAGAUCCACUGUACCACCGGAAUAACCACCGCGAACGAACAGGAGUCCUGCGACAUCGACGAAAGCGAACACAACUCCAGCUGCGAGGCCCAGUUCAUAAAAAGAUGCUGUAGCUGCUGUCUGCUGGGAAGGACCGCGCAGUCCAAGGGGCAGAGCUGUGAGCAGAGUAUAUUCCUGGGGUAUCAGUGCGGUCUCGUGUUCAGGGCCUGCUGUGUCAAAGGUCAAGAGGGUCCUGAAAUCCCCAACAAUGGAGUCAGGGAUGAAGCGAGAGGGCCGUCUAUACCCCACGUGGAUACUGAAGAUCCGUAUCUGAAUGAUCGCUGCAGAGGUGGGGGUCCGUGCACUCAGCAGUGCAGAGACACGGGGGCCAGCGUGGUCUGCUCCUGCUACAGUGGCUACCAACUUCAGCCCGACGGCGUCUCCUGCGAAGAUAUCAAUGAAUGUAUAACGGGGUCUCACACCUGUAAAGUGGGCCAGGUAUGCAUCAACCUGGUGGGCUCCUUCCGGUGUCAGAGGGAGAUUAACUGCGGUACGGGAUACGAACUCACAGAGGACAACAGCUGCAAAGAUAUUGACGAAUGUGCUUCCAACACUCACAACUGCCUCCCCAACUUCGUCUGUCAGAACACCGCGGGAUCGUUCCGAUGCCGCCCCAAACUUCAGUGCUCUGCCGGAUACAUCCAGGAUGCGGGGGGCAAUUGCAUGGAUAUCAACGAGUGCUUGAGCCUCAACGCUCCGUGUCCUCAUGGCCAGACCUGCAUUAACACGGAAGGGUCCUACACAUGUCAGCGACACGUGGUCAACUGCGGAAGGGGUUACCACCUCAGCGCUGAUGGCACCCGCUGUGAAGACGUGAACGAGUGUGGAAGCUCUCAGAACCCGUGUGGCGAGGGACACACAUGUUUGAACGUGGCCGGCUCUUACCGUUGCGAAUGCCGGACAGGAUAUCAGUUUGACGCGUUGACCAGAACCUGUGCCGACAUAAACGAGUGCCGGGGGUAUACGGGACGUAUCUGCGCCCACAAGUGCGAGAACACCGCCGGCUCCUUUUACUGCAGUUGCACCACCGGGUUCAGAUUGGCUCUGGACGGAAGAUCUUGUGAAGAUGUGGAUGAAUGCGGCAGCAAUCCGUGCAGCCAGGAGUGCGCCAACGUGUACGGCUCGUACCAAUGCUUCUGCCGGCGCGGCUACCAGCUCAGCGAUGUGGAUGGAAUCACAUGCGAAGACAUCGACGAAUGUGCCCUGCCGACUGGGGGCCAUAUCUGUUCUUAUCGCUGUAACAACGUUCCCGGCAGCUUCCGAUGUUCCUGCCCCGUCACCGGGUACACGCUGGCACCCAACGGACGCAACUGUCAAGAUGUCGACGAGUGUGUAACCGGGACGCACAACUGCUCCGGGACGGAAACGUGCUUCAACAUCCAGGGAGGCUUCCGGUGCCUUGCCUUCGAAUGUCCCAAAAAUUACCGCAAAUCCGGCGACAAUCGUUGCGACCGCUUGCCCUGUAGUGACACUGAGUGCCAGAGCCAGCCCCUGAGAGUUACCUAUCACCACCUCUCUUUCCCCACCAACGUCCAAGCUCCCUCCGACAUAUUCCGCAUGGGCCCGUCCCAUGCCCUCCCCGGCGAUGACAUUCAACUGUCCAUCACCAGCGGGAAUGAGAAGGGCUAUUUCGCCACGAAAAAGGUCAACUCUCACAGCGGUCUUGUGGCUGUAGAACGACCAAUCGCAGAAGCGCAGGACAUCCUCCUUACUAUCCAGAUGAAUCUCAUUCGCCACGGGACUCUCAACACUUUCGUAGCCAAACUACACGUCUUUAUCACGGCCGAGCUUUAAUCCAACCACGGGCUCCGGGGGGGGGGUCUUCGUUAAUGUUCUGUUCGACUUUUCUAGUUUCAAUAAAGUUUACGUUGUUGCA